GACCUCAUAGAGGAAGAAGAAAUGAACGUAGAACAGCUUGAGAAACCUAUCACUUACGACGUAAAACAUGAGGUGGAGAAGAUUCCGGCGACGGAGAAAAGCAGUGAAGCGGCGGAGGACAAAGAGAAGGGUGUUGUCGCCGAUGCCUCCGGUGGACAGGCGGAGGGAGAAGUAAACGAGAAAAAGGUUGUAGCAAAUCCUCCAGCAUCAGAAGGAACCAUAACGAUCGGAGAGGCUCUAGAGGCGGCGGUUCUCACGGCAGGGAAUAAACCGGUGGAGUGGAGUGACGCAGCGGCCAUACAAGCGGCUGAGGUUAGAGCCACGGGAAGGACCAACAUCAUGCCCGGCGGUGUUGCCGCUUCGGCUCAAUCUGCUGCCACUCUCAAUGCUAGAGCUAACUCGGAGGACGACAAGACUACACUCGCCGUUGUUCUCACUGGAGCAAGAAGCAAGUUACCAUCAGACAAACCCGCCACGAGGAAAGACGCAGAGGGGGUGACAGGUGCAGAGAUGAGGAACGAUCCUCACCUCACUACUUACCCAACCGGCGUGGCCGCCUCUGUAGCUGCAGCUGCUCGGAUUAAUCAAGCCAAGUGAUACCCAUUCUUUUCUUUCUUGAGACUCACGUGACUAAUGGUAUCGAGUUGUCAAGUAUGUAAACUAGCUUAUUUGUAUAUAUGUUGAUGUGUAUAAUAAUAUAAGAUUUUGAAACUUCUUUUUAAUUGUACCUAGCUGAACUAGAAGUAAGCCACAUUAAUGCCAACAAGUAUCCAAGAAGAUCAGAAUGAAGUGCAUAAGUUACAAUGGUUGAAGAUUAAACUUUCUUAAGCUUUAAAUUCAGAUCUUAUUACAAAAUGUAACUCGCAUUACAAACAGAAUUACAGAACACAACAAUAUAACUCUUUGAAACAAACAAGUAAUAA
Brassica rapa (field mustard) is the source of this 923-nucleotide messenger RNA. RefSeq names its product late embryogenesis abundant protein 47. Lineage: Eukaryota; Viridiplantae; Streptophyta; Magnoliopsida; Brassicales; Brassicaceae. The record is from RefSeq and is a predicted model, not a curated record.